This is a messenger RNA of Mustela erminea (ermine), 1745 nucleotides long. It is a transcript of the gene GC, whose product is annotated as GC vitamin D binding protein. The coding region runs from base 124 to 1548 and encodes 474 amino acids. Gene Ontology annotation, molecular function: vitamin transmembrane transporter activity; vitamin D binding. Gene Ontology annotation, cellular component: cytoplasm; blood microparticle. The record is from RefSeq and is a predicted model, not a curated record. NCBI's taxonomy places the organism in Eukaryota, Metazoa, Chordata, Mammalia, Carnivora, Mustelidae. Gene Ontology annotation, biological process: vitamin transport. The transcript is spliced from 13 exons.
AGAUUAAUAAUUGAUUAGUUCACAGUCAGGAAUCUCAGUAAAAGGAAAUUGGUUACUUUGGGCUGUUACUUUGUACUGGGUCACCUACAGGAGACAGGGUGCUGCAGAACUGCCGGCAAGAAAAUGAAGGGGAUCCUGGUUCUUCUGCUUGCUGUAGCAUGGGUGCAUGCUCUAGAAAGAGGCCGAGAUUAUGAAAAGGAUAAAGUUUGUAAGGAACUUGCCAACCUGGGAAAAGAUGAUUUCGCAUCCUUAUCAAUGGUCUUAUACAGCAGAAAGUUUCCCAGUGGCACAUUUGAACAGAUCAGUCAGCUUGUGAAAGAAGUUGUCUCCUUGACAGAAACCUGCUGCGCCGAAGGGGCUGACCCCGACUGCUAUGACCGCAGGACUUCAGCAUUGUCUGCCAGGUCCUGUGAAAAGGACUCUCCAUUCCCAGUACACCCAGGAACUGCUGAGUGCUGUACCAGAGAGGGCCUUGAACGGAAACUCUGCAUGGCUACCCUGAGGCACCAGCCACAAGAAUUUCCUACCUACGUAGAGCCAACAAAUGAUGAAAUCUGUGAGGCAUUCAGGAAAGAUCCCAAAGACUUUGCUGAGCAAUUUAUGUAUGAAUAUUCCAUUAAUUAUGGACAAGCCCCUCUAUCGCUCUUAGUUGGUUACACCAAGAGCUACCUCUCCAUGGUAGGGUCCUGCUGUACCUCACCACGCCCAACAGUAUGCUUUUUGAAAGAGAGACUCCAGAUGAAGCAUUUAUCACUUCUCACCACCAUGUCAAAUAGAGUCUGCUCACAAUAUGCUGCUUAUGGGAAGGAGAAAUCAAGGCUCAGCCAUCUCAUAAAAUUAGCCCAGAAAGUGCCAACCGCUGAACUGGAAGAUGUCUUGCCACUCGCUGAAGAGAUCAACACAGUCCUGUCCAAGUGCUGUGAGUCCACCUCUGAGGACUGCAUGGCCAAGGAGCUGCCUGAAUACACAGUAAAAAUCUGUGACAACUUAUCCACAAAGGAUUCUAAGUUUAAGGACUGCUGUCUAGAAAAAACGCCCAUGGACGUGUUUGUGUGCAUUUACUUCAUGCCCGCCGCUCCAACACCAGAGCUGCCAGCCAUUGAGUUGCCCACAAAUUCAGACGUAUGUGAUAAAGGGAACACCAAAGCCAUAGAUCAGUAUACAUUUGAACUAAGCAGGAGGACUCAUCUUCCAGAAGUAUUCCUCAGUAAAAUACUUGAGCCAACCUUGAAAAGCCUUGCCGAAUGCUGUGACUCUGGAGAUGCUACCGGCUGUAUGAAUGCUCAGGGCCCUCAACUGAAAAAGGAGUUAUCAUCUUUCAUUGAGAAGGGACAAAAACUAUGUGCAGAUUAUUCAGAAAACACUUUUACUGAGUAUAAGAAAAAACUAGCAGAGCAAUUAAAAGCACAACUGCCUGAUGCCAGCGCCGUGGAACUCCAAGGGCUGAUUGACAAGCGCUCAGACUUUGCCUCCAAGUGCUGUUCCAUAAACUCACCUCCACUCUACUGUGAUUCAGAGAUUGAUGUUGAAAUGAAAAACAUCCUAUAGUCCUGAUGCAUGUGUGUGGUCUUAGAUCUGGUUUUGAAACCACCUGGGAACAUCUGAUGGCCUAACCUAAGCAAAGCCAGAGCUCCUGGGGAGACCAGUAGGAUACUCCCUGCUUUUUAUCAGCUACAAUAUCUUUAUACAAUGAUAAGUUUGAUAAUUUGCUAUGAAAAUAAAUAUAAUGCAGACCACAAAUGUUA